Hibiscus syriacus is the source of this 453-nucleotide messenger RNA. RefSeq names its product egg cell-secreted protein 1.4-like. The coding region runs from base 1 to 453 and encodes 150 amino acids. The record is from RefSeq and is a predicted model, not a curated record. The transcript has a single exon. Lineage: Eukaryota; Viridiplantae; Streptophyta; Magnoliopsida; Malvales; Malvaceae. Gene Ontology annotation, biological process: double fertilization forming a zygote and endosperm.
AUGGCAUUCAGAGAAUCGUUUCAUCGCAUGGUCCUUGUUUCCUGCGUUUUGGCUAGUGUAACAUCCGCAAGGCAACUCUCCAGCUCCGGCAAACCAGGCCACAUACUCGAUGAUAAUCGAGGCUUUGCCGAGUGCUGGACCGCACUAAAUGAGCUGAAAUCGUGCACCGAUGAGAUUAUUCUGUUCUUGGUUAAUGGUCACACUGAUAUCGACUCCCAAUGUUGUCGUUCGAUCGAGAUUGUCACCCGUAAUUGUUGGCCUGCCAUGCUCACAUCCCUUGGUUUCACAUACGAGGAAAGAAACAUUCUCAGAGGCUACUGUGAUGCAUCCUGUCCUGGACCUGCUGCUGCACCAACUCUUGCUGCCUCCCCCGUUAGUCCAGUGGCUGCAGUUAAAGAAUCGGCAUUUGGAAUGUUCCGAGUUUUUACGUAUUUUCUUGAUGCAACGGUUUGA